This is a messenger RNA of Hippopotamus amphibius kiboko, 1689 nucleotides long. It is a transcript of the gene COQ2, whose product is annotated as coenzyme Q2, polyprenyltransferase. The record is from RefSeq and is a predicted model, not a curated record. Lineage: Eukaryota; Metazoa; Chordata; Mammalia; Artiodactyla; Hippopotamidae. Gene Ontology annotation, biological process: ubiquinone biosynthetic process. Bases 45 to 1154 code for a protein of 369 amino acids. The transcript has 7 exons. Gene Ontology annotation, cellular component: mitochondrial inner membrane.
GGGGAUGACGUCAGGGCCCUGCGGGGCCACGCCUCCGGAGCGCCAUGCUGGGCGCUGGAGGCGCGGGGCUCGUGCGGGGCCUGCGGGCCGGGACGCGGGCGUGGCUGUGGGCCUCGCGCGGCCGCUCCCUAGCCUUGGCGCCCGCGGCCCGCGGCGGGCUCCACGCGGGAGACCGGCGGCCCUCAGCGGGGCGGGGGCCGCGCGGGCGUCCGCUGAGCCUGUCGGCGGCGGCGAUCGUGAGCUCGGCGCCCCGCCCUCUGCAGCCCUACCUGCGCCUCAUGCGGUUGGACAAGCCCAUAGGAACCUGGCUGCUGUAUCUGCCAUGUACUUGGAGCAUUGGUUUGGCAGCUGAACCAGGUUGUUUUCCGGAUUGGUACAUGUUAUCCCUCUUUGGAACUGGAGCUGUUCUGAUGCGUGGAGCAGGCUGUACUAUUAAUGACAUGUGGGACCAGGACUACGAUAAAAAGGUUACAAGGACAGCAAGUCGCCCAAUAGCUGCUGGAGACAUUUCAACUUUUCAAUCCUUUGUUUUUCUCGGGGGACAGCUGACCUUGGCACUGGGUGUUCUUCUGUGUCUGAAUUACUACAGUAUAGCUCUUGGAGCAGCAUCCCUACUCCUUGUCAUCACCUACCCGCUAAUGAAGAGAAUUACAUACUGGCCUCAAUUAGCCUUGGGGUUGACUUUUAAUUGGGGAGCAUUACUUGGAUGGUCUGCUGUCAAGGGCUCCUGUGAUCCAUCGGUUUGCCUUCCUCUUUAUUUUUCUGGAAUUAUGUGGACUCUAAUAUACGAUACUAUUUAUGCUCAUCAGGACAAGAGAGAUGAUGCUCUGAUCGGGCUUAAGUCCACAGCGCUGCUGUUCCGUGAAGAUACCAAGCAGUGGCUCAGUGGCUUCAGUGUGGCGAUGCUGGGGGCGUUGAGCCUGGUGGGAGUGAACAGCGGUCAGACUGCGCCCUACUACACUGCUCUGGCCGCUGUGGGAGCCCAUCUGGCUCACCAGAUUUACACUCUGGACAUCCACAGACCCGAGGAUUGUUGGAAUAAAUUCACCUCCAACCGUACAAUAGGACUAAUACUUUUUUUAGGGAUUGUCCUUGGGAAUUUGUGGAAAGAAAAGGAGACAGAUGAAACAAAGAAAAAUACAGAAAUAGCAUAGAAAAUUAGCAAAUUAAGUUUAUCUAGGUAUUUUUAAAACAAACUUUUACAAAACACUCUCAGGUCUUAUUACCACACAACUAGAUUUGAAUAAUAGUCUCACAGUAUGUUAAUGAAUUACAAACCAGUAGAUGACAUUUUAGAGCAUUUUUGCCUGGAUUUUAGUGAAAGUAUAUACUAGUCAAAUUCUUCCGCUGCCACAGAAACCAGGAACUCUUCAGGAUUUGCGAUCACCUGGAGUAUUUAACUUAAUGCAUUCUUCUCGUUAUAAUUCUCUUCUGCACUUAUAGGAAUUAUAUGAGUUUUGGCACUUUAGAAAAAACCUGAUGUGUGUCUUAUCUAAAUGAAUGUCUCUGUAGGAAAGUAGACUCUCUUUUUAGGGGAAAAUAAAAGCUGCUCCAGAAAGUUGGGGCUUAUUGUUCUUUGCAUUGACCUUUACUUACUGUCAAAAGUUGUAAUUCGAGAAACCAUUCUGUUUUUUAUAUUUUAGGAGAAUUUAAAUCAGUAAAUAAAAAUUUUUACCUGUUAUACCCAUA